AUGACAAACGCGGCUACGGUAUAUUCCAAUUAUCAAUUUAAUGCCCAACAUCCAGAACUCUUGAUUCCUUAUUUAACCAAUGAUUCUUCUUCUGAUAAAGGUAUAACUCUCUCGAGAAUAGAAGGGGCUUUGACUAAUGUUAUUUAUAAAGCUGGUCUUUUAGAUAAAGAAGGAAGAUCAACAGGUGAGAAUUUCCUAAUACGAAUUUAUGACACCCAGAAUGAUAGUAUUGUAAAUAGAGAUGAUGAAUUAAAUGUAUUGAGAAGAUUACCGGAGAGUUUUGAGAUGAUUAAAAUUUUAUUUCAUUUUAAAAAUGGCAGAGUAGAAAAAUUCUUAGAUGAUUAUAGAGCCAUUAGAAGUGAUGAAAUGAAACUACAUUAUAAUUUAGAAAAAAUUGCAUACCGUUUUAAAGAAUUGCAUACUUUAACUGAGUUAACAGUACAAGAACAACAAAAAUACUUUGCCAAUAGUAAUAAAAUCAAUUAUAAUUGUUUUUGUUGGGAUAAAAUUUUCACUUGGGUAGAUGCGAUAGAAAAAUACACAAAAUGGGUAAAUGUUUCGAAUAGUAUAAAUAUUCAGGUAAACUUCUUCUGUAAGGAUUGGAAUACUUUAAAAUCAAUUAUAUUUCGUUACAAGCAAUGGUUGACGCAAAAUGACUCGGUAAGUUUCCAGAAUAUGGCAUUGUGUCACAAUGAUACCCAACACGGUAAUAUCAUGUUAGAACGAACAGCCGAUGAGACAUCUAAUAUCAUCUUUAUAGAUUUUGAAUAUGGUGGUGUCGAUACAAUCUCUUUUGAUUUAGCUAAUUUCUUAACAGAGUGUAUGCAUGAUUAUGAAACUAAGGAAUCGUAUAUUUGUGACCCUAAGAAAUAUCCAAGCCAGGAUCAAAUUAAAUAUUUUAUUGAAAAAUAUUUGAAACAUUUAAACAAAAAUGAAAUUUUACAAGCUGAUAUUGAAAAUUUAUAUAAUUCAGUAACCAAAUGGCGAGCUUGUUCACAAUUAUUUUGGUCUGUAUGGGCAGUGUUGCAAAGCGGAACUUUGAAUAUUACAACGAAUGACGUUAUAAUUGACCAAACUGAUAGAUUUGAAUAUUUAAAAUUUUGUCAAAGUAAGAUGUCAUUAUUUUGGAAUGAUAUGUUAAAGUUAGGGAUUGCAAACUCUGAUGAUUGCAUAUUGGAUAAAAUAGGAACCAUGGAUGUGGAUUUAAUUUGA
This is a messenger RNA of Maudiozyma saulgeensis, 1212 nucleotides long. Lineage: Eukaryota; Fungi; Ascomycota; Saccharomycetes; Saccharomycetales; Saccharomycetaceae. The record is from the annotation of a GenBank genome assembly.